Lolium rigidum is the source of this 1894-nucleotide messenger RNA. Its product is annotated as beta-catenin-like protein 1. The record is from RefSeq and is a predicted model, not a curated record. The transcript has 8 exons. Gene Ontology annotation, cellular component: spliceosomal complex. The coding region runs from base 35 to 1546 and encodes 503 amino acids. Lineage: Eukaryota; Viridiplantae; Streptophyta; Magnoliopsida; Poales; Poaceae.
AGCCGAACCAGCCUAGGGUUAGGGUUCAGCCGCCAUGGACGCCGAGCAGAAGCGGAAGCGAGCGGACCAGGACGAGGAGCCGGCGCCCGACGGCCUGGACGUGCUGGACCUCCGGGCGGCCAAGCGGCUGCUCAUAGGCUUCGAGCGCCGGCUCAAGGACAACCUGGAGGCGCGGAUGAAGCACCCGGACGACCCGUCCCGCUUCGCCGACUCCGAGCUGGCGCUCCACGCCGAGACGGACCGCCUCCGCCUCCUCGCCGGCGCGCCGGAGCUCUUCCCGGAGCUCGUCCCGCUCGGCCUCGCCUCCUCCCUCUCCUCGCUCCUCACCCACGAGAACGCCGACCUCGCCGCCGCCGCCGCGUCCCUCCUCGCCGACCUCACCGACUCCGACGACCCCUCCGACCUCGCGGGGGUCCAGGCCCUCGCCGACGCGCUCGUCGCCGCCAACGCGCUCGACCUCCUCGUCCACAACCUCUCCCGCCUCUCCGAGGCCGACCCCGACGAGGCCGAGGCCGUGCACCACUCCCUCGCCGUCCUCGAGAACCUCGUCGACCUCCGCCCGCACCUCGCCGACCUCGUCUGCGACCGCACCAAGAUCCUCCGCUGGCUCCUCGCGCGCCUCAAGGCCCGCGACUUCGAGGCCAACAAGCAGUACGCAUCCGAGAUCCUCGCCAUCCUCCUGCAGAGCAGCCCCGCCAACCAGAAGCGCCUCGGCCAGAUGAACGGGGUCGACGGCCUGCUGCAGGCCGUCGCCAUGUACAAGUCCAGGGACCCGAGGACCACCGACGAGGAGGAGAUGCUCGAGAACCUAUUCGACUGCCUAUGCUGCGUGCUCAUGCCCCUGGAGAAUAAGGAGAGGUUUGUCAAGGCCGAGGGCGUCGAGCUCAUGAUCAUCAUCAUGAAGCAGAAGAAGUCCGCAUACAGCUCCGCCAUCCGGGCUCUCGAUUUUGCCAUGACCAGGUUCCCACCGGCUUGCGAGCGCUUUGUUGAUGUCCUCGGGCUUAAGACCGCUUUUGCAGCCUUCAUGGGUAAGAUUCCUGUCAACAAGAAAAACAAAAGUGAGAGUUAUCAGGAGGAUCUAGAAGAACGCAUCAUUUCACUUAUUGCUUCCUUGUUUGGUGGUAUUACAAAAGGUUCACGAAGGAUCAGGUUACUAGGAAAGUUUGUUGAGAAUGAAUGUGAAAAGAUAGACCGUCUGAUGGAGCUAUACACACGGUAUUCAGACAGAGUGAAAGCUGAGACCGAAAGGUUCGAAAGUCUCGACUUGGACGAUCUGGAGAUGGAUGAUGAUGAGCGGUACAACCGGAAACUCGAAGCUGGGCUUUACACGCUUCAGCUUGUUGCGCUUAUUCUUGGGCAUAUCUGGCUCUCUGGGAAUUCACAGAUGAGGACAAGAAUAGAGUUGCUUCUUAGACAAAACAAGCUGACAAAGGAUGAUGUCAAGGAUAUACUCCAGGAGUACCAUGACAACAUCGGGGACCUGGAUGGGCCGGAAGAGAAGGAAAAAGCUCAAGGAAGGACCAAGGAAAUUAUCGGUGCGUUGUGACUGUGGAUUGCAUCAUCUUCCUGUAACAUUUUACCUGGUCUCCAUGGAUGGAUGUCGUAGGGGCCUGGAUUUUCAUGGAUUCAUGAUCGAUGUGUAGGCAUUGUCUUGUAAACUAGCAGCUAUCUGCGAACAAAUGCCAGCUUCUCAGAAUAUGCAUGUUGGCUGUGUUUCCCAACUUGUGGCCAAAACUGGCAUUCCAACCUGUUAUGUAGCUUCGGAUAACCAUUAGUUACUACUACACCAGUUUUGAAAAGAUGGUAUUGUUAUUACCUCAUAGCAAAUUCUAGAGAACAAAAAGAACUCAUCUUGGCCUUCUUAUAACAGGACUUUCUCUCUGGUUGUUUUGUA